This is a messenger RNA of Peromyscus eremicus (cactus mouse), 918 nucleotides long. It is a transcript of the gene Tmem74, whose product is annotated as transmembrane protein 74. The coding region runs from base 1 to 918 and encodes 305 amino acids. The transcript has a single exon. The record is from RefSeq and is a predicted model, not a curated record. NCBI's taxonomy places the organism in Eukaryota, Metazoa, Chordata, Mammalia, Rodentia, Cricetidae.
AUGGAGCUCCACUCCCUGACUAAGAGGAACAGACCAGAGGACCUGUGCAAUGCUGUGGACUGGAGUUCAGGAGGGACUUUUGGUGACCAGGGAGAGGAAGCAGCCGUCAGAGAGGCUCUUUGCUCUCAGAAAAACUCAACAUCCACACCAGGAGCAGCUGUAGUGGAAGUGUCUAGACUUAGCUCUUCUUCAGAACCCCCAACCUCCUUGCUCCAAGAUAACGCUAUUCAGCCAAGCUUUUUCCCACCAGGACCUCCUGAGUCAGGGAGCAGCCAAGUAAUGGCAGACCGUAAAGUCUGCAAUUGUUGCAGCCAGGAACUAGAAACGUCUUUUACUUAUGUGGAUGAGAAUGUCAACUUAGAACAGAGAAGUCAGAGAUCCCCAUCAGCAAAAGGCAGUCACCACCCUGGCGAUCUCGGCUGGGGAAACCCUAACGAGUGGUCCCACGAGGCUGCCAUGUCUUUGAUAUCUGAAGACGAGGAUGACACCAGCUCAGAAGCCACGUCUUCAGGGAAGUCCAUAGACUAUGGUUUCAUCAGUGCCAUCUUGUUCUUGGUCACUGGCAUCUUGCUGGUGAUCAUUUCUUACAUUGUCCCUCGGGAGGUGACAGUGGAUCCCAAUACCGUGGCAGCCCGGGAGAUGGAGCGCCUAGAAAAGGAGAGUGCGAGGCUAGGUGCACACCUGGACCGCUGUGUGAUAGCUGGGCUCUGCCUCCUCACACUCGGGGGAGUCGUCCUCUCGUGCUUGCUGAUGAUGUCUAUGUGGAAGGGGGAGCUCUAUCGUCGAAACAGAUUUGCCUCUUCCAAAGAGUCUGCAAAACUCUACGGUUCCUUCAACUUCAGGAUGAAAACCAGCACUAAUGAAAACACCUUGGAACUGUCCUUGGUGGAGGAAGAUGCCCUUGCUGUACAGAGUUAA